AGCAUGGCAGAACUAUUACAUGCAUUUAGUUGUGAAGAUAAAGUUGCAAUAAAAACGGAUGUUUUAGUGACUAAGUAAUUUCUCUUUGUCUAAAUUAAAUACGGUAUUCGGGAUUAUUUAAAUUUUUUAUUCGUUAUAUUAAAGGAUUUUAAUCGCGGUAUUAUUUAUAAUAUAGUGUAGUGCGAGUGUUAGAUUUAGAUCGGUAAAAAAAUCACAAUUAUUGUUAAUACGUAAUUAACCCUAAUUUUCAUGAAACAAUUUUGUAUUAUUACGAAUGGACGCGAGUAAUUGUUCAUGGUUCGAGGGUAAGUUCAAGAAUGGCUAGCGAUUUGUCGAGUGAGUGUACGGAAACAGUUGGUGUGUUAGAUGAGAAAGAAGAAGGUGAGAUAUCCUUGGAAGAUGUAAGUUCUUCCGAGGAAGGACAUUUAAAUUACGGAUAUGGCACUAAAAUUUCUCAUUGUUCAAAUUUUCUGUCGACUCAACAAAAUGCAACGUGCUGUACGGCUCCUGCCAAGUUUUAUCCUUCCAAGGGUUCUAAUAGAAGAGAAGUUGACCUUAUUCUACAAGAUGCAGUCCAGGGCAAAGAAAAUCUUCAUCAAAUGAAAGAAUCAGGAUGCAUUGGAACAAAACAUACAGCUUCUACACUUCAAGAAAAAAAUGACGACCUUGUGCCUAUUUCAAGUGACAGUGAUAUGGAAAUUGUUGGUCUUGCAGAUAAUUCUAAACAAAUUAUGAUACGUUCUCCUUCCAAAAACAGAAAGAAAAAAAAGAAGAAAAAGAAAAGAAAUCGUAUACUUUCAUUGGAUAAUCUAGAUUCUUCGGCUACUGCAGAUGUAUCUAAGAAAGAAUGCGCUAGUAUAGUAAAAGAUGAUACGACAAAAAAUACUUCUAGGUCACAUCACAGAGAAAUGAGUCCUAUUCAUAGAAGAAGUAGAUCAAGAAUAAUUCUAAGAUCACCACCCAAAAGACAUAGAUCUCUUAUAAAAACAAGAUCUCCUUUUAGAAGAUCAAAAUCGCCAAUUACUCGUACUAGAUCACCAGUGACAAGGAGGUCUCCAAGAAGACUUAAAUCUCCUAAAAGAUCACCAUACAGAUCUUCAACAAAGACAAUGCCUCGGAAAACGUCACAUAUUGACUUAAAAUCAUCCCAUAAUUAUACUGAUACUACACAUAAAUUACUAAAAAAAGUCAGAAAAUUAGAUUCAAUGGGAACUCAUUCAUUAGAAGAAACUUUAAAUAAAAAUAAAGAGCAUGCAUCUUCAUUAAAAGAGAAGUUAACAAAUAUGAUGAAAAGUGCUUCUAACAAUAAUACUGAUUUGACAAAUUCUUCAAAAGGAAAAUCUAUAAAGGAUAUAAAUAAAAAGGAAUCUAAUGAUGCAGAUGAUGAAGAAGAUUUGGCAUUAUUAAGGCAGAAAGCUCUUGAAACAAAACAAAAUAAAUCAAAUAAACAAAAUGAACAGCUAAAGACUGAAACUAUAAAACAUGUGAGUGCAAAUAUGAAUGAUGAUCAAGAUGAAGAAGAUUUGGAAUUAAGAAUGAUUGCACUUCGUUCUGCUGUAUUAAAAAAACAUCAGAAUAGAAUUCAAAAGGGAAUUCAAUUGGGGAAGUCUAAGAAAUCUAAUAGCUUUCGUAGUGAAAGUCCAUUUACUCAAAGCUUUUUAGAUAGCAUUCCUAUACCUGGAGAGGAAAAUUCUGCAUCACCACCUCAUACUCCAUUCCCUGUAAAUGAAAGUGAUCAUACAGAGGAUAUGGAAUUAGAUACAUAUGUUGAAAAAGAAAAAGAAAAAUUACCAUAUUCUCCAACAGACAAAAUUACUGCCAAUAUAUCUGUGGAUACAGAAUUGUUGGGUAUUCAACCAUCUGAUGUAUCGUGCAUCUCUCUUAAUGGAGCAAAUAAUAGUGCAAAUUUUAAUACAUCUAUAACAAGUAAUCAGGAUGAUCAAAAAUCUUAUCAGGAGAAAAUUGUUGAAAAUCGAAGUUUUUUGCCAAAUAUUGCAUAUUAUGCACAAUCACAAAAUCCAUUAUGUGCUACAAAUGCAAAUAUACAAUAUUCAUCAACUGACUUAACAGAAACUUUUAAAUCAGAUUUUAUGAAAGUACAUCAUUCUCAUUUAAAUGUAUCUUCUUAUGAAAAUACAUGUGCUACUGUUAAAAGCAAUCAUACUUCUGAAGUUUUAGAUAUUAAUUCGAUCCAAGAAAUGCCUUAUUCUCCAACUGACACUCCUGUAUAUGAUCCUGAUUUAUCACAUGCUCUUCCACAAGCUCUUGGUCCACUAACUAUCUCAAAUUCUUCCUUAGUUUCUUUAGAAUCAUAUAUUUCUAAUACAUGUGGAAAUAAUGAACAAUAUAAUAAUGUAUCAACAAAUCAACAUACACAAAGUACAAAACAAGUAGACAAUGUAAAUGAAGAUGAACAAUUAAGUAAAGCAGAAACAUUUUCAUUGGAUCCAAUUCUUAGGUCUAAUACAAGUUAUCUUAUGGAAUCAAUAUCUCCUAGUAGUUCAAUGAUAACAAUUGAUGAUCUUCCUGAAACUGAAGCAGAUGUAAAUCUAUUAACUGAUACUUUCAAAAACAUAAAAACUUCAGAGUACAUUCCAGAUAUAUCAAAUAAUGUUAAAGACAAAAUAUCAGAACCGCUUUAUAUGAAGGGAUUACCAGAUGUUACCAAAGAUACAAAUAAAAUACCAACAUUAAUUAAUAGAACACUAGUUCCAGCACCAAUUUUGAAAACAAACAAACAAUUGCAACUGCCACUACCAACUAGAAAGAAUGCAUUACAACAAGAACCUACAUUCAAAAGUGCAGAAAUGCAGCCAGUUGUUAUUAAUAAAGAAAGUAGUACAAAGAUAAAUGCUUCCUUUAAACCUAUAAAAUUAAUGUCCUUUUCACAAAAGUCACAUUCUAUUUUAACUAUACCAACUGCAUUUCAUGAAGAUGUAACUAAUGAAAUAUCUACAGAUAAAUCAUCUCAUAUCUCACUAGUAGAAAGUAAUCCCAGUGCAACUCUGGCACAAAAUAAUAUAAUUACAAGCCCAAAUAAUACAGGUGAUAUUAAAAUUCUAACACAAAAGAAAAAGAAACUGCUUAAAAGGGGAUUAAAAAGAAAAAGUGCUGCAUCAUUAAUUGCAAAAAAACACAAUACAUUAUGUACAAACGAUGAUAAUGUAAAUACUGUAGAUAAGCAAAUAUGUAAAUCAGAUCAAGUUCUUUAUGCAGAUAAUAAACAAAAUCAAAAAGAAACGCAGACACGAAUGGACGAGACAGAUUGUGUCCAUAUAUGUACGUCAGAAAUGUCCAAAAAUAUUGAUGAUAAACUAAAUAAAAUUUCUUUAGAAACUAAUGAAGAUAAAAUACAGAGAAGUAAUAAUUCAUCUAAUGAUCAUCAAACAUCAGCACAAGAAAAGAGUACAGAAAACAGAAGACAAAGUCUUGAUGAAGAUGAAGAUGCAUUAAGGGCAAUUUUAUUAGCUUCUUUGCCAAAACGAACAAAAAUCACUAACAGUUGUUCCAAUUCAGUUGCACUUACAACAACAAGUGCUACAUCUGCUGUAUCAAAUCAAACUGUAUCAAAUAUGGUAUUAUCUACAGUUAAUAAUUUACCAACUCCACAUAUAAAUUUAUGUGGUUCUGAAAACGAUAAAAAUCAAUCAAAUGCCGGAGAGAAAAUAUAUAAUGUUACACAGAAAAGUUUAUCUCUUGAAAGUAUUAAGGCUUCAAACACAGUAAUUGGAAGAAAAAGAUCAAUUCCUAUAACAAAAAGUCCACAGAAGAAAUUUAUAAAAAGAAUUUCAAUUCCUGCAAGUACAAAAGUUGUAAAUAAUGCGAAAAAAUACCAAAAUACAAUGAUUCAAAAGAGAUUAAAUUUACAAAGAGCUACAAUUUAUAACAAGCAAAAAAUUGCAGAAAAUGAAGUUCUGUCUAAAAUGAAAUCUAAUGACAGUAAAUGGUCUGCUAAUACAAAGGCAUUGUCCGAUACACAAAGGAUUGUUAUAAAUUUAGAGUCUGAUACAGAAAGUGAUUCUGAAUCUGAAUGGCAAAAGAGUACAGCUGCUUCUUCAGCACAUACUGUCACAAUAGAAAAACAUCAACCAGCAAUAAAUCCUACAGCAGAGUUUGAAAAAAAUUUAGAUCAAUUUUUACGUGCAGUACGGAAAAAACAAGAAUCUAUGGCAGCUGCAAGACCAACUGUAAUAUCACAAACAUCUAAGAAAGAUGCAGUAUUAGUAACAAAACCAGAAAAAUCAAAUUCAUCCAAUCUACAAACACCACUGGCUGUUCGUCAUUUACCUGCAUCUCAGCAAGAGGAAUAUCGACGGUUAAAACAACAAAUUUUAGAACGCGAGAAGCUGAAGCUACAUAAAACAAUAGAAAACAACAGUUUAAUAAAAAAUAAAAAUAUGGAAGUAUCUUCAAAACCCAUAUCAUCCAAUAGCUCAAGUAAACAGUUAUAUGCGAAACUACAUUAUACAAUACCCUCAAAAAGUCAAAGUAUAAGUACACAACAAUUAAAUAAGGAAAAUUGCUCUAAAAAUUUAGCAGAUUCAGUAAAAAGUACCACUAUAUCAACGAGCAACAUUCAGUCAUGUAUCAGCAAAAUGUAUGAUGUUGAUAAACAAGAACAUACAGAUCCAACUCAAACAAAAGCACUAACAAAGUCAAUAAUAAAUAAUAUAUCUGUAUCUGCUGAAAGUAGUCCAAAUAAUAUUGGAAACAAAGCAGUUGGAAACAUGCAACCGACGAAUAUAUCGCGAAAGAGUCCAACGAAAACAAAAACUUCACCUAGCUUAAAAAUUUUAUCUACGGAUGAAGUAAAUCGAAAAUAUGUACAGGUACAAGUAAAAAAUGAUACAAACGAUCGAGUGGUAACAAUAAAUGAUAAAGUGACCUUAAAUAACGAAACAAUAAUCGAUCGAAGUGAAAAUAUUUCUGGAAAUAAAAAUAGCAGUAAUAAAAAUAUAUAUGAUAAUAAUAUAAAUCAACUUUCAUGUCCUACAAAGGAAGACAUUGUUUCUAAUAAUACUCCAUUUGGUAAUAACAAUACAGUGGACUCAGAUACAUCGACUAUUAUUUUAUCAAGAACACCUCAAAGUUGGAAUGAAAGUCUUAAUACAUCUGAAUCUACAAUAUAUCUUCCACAAUGUCAGGAUGAUACAUUAUUGACUUCAAGUACAAAAGAUAAAUAUGACAUCCAUUUUCUAUCGCCCAAAAACAAUAUAUCACCAAAAGAUAUAAGAAGCGUAGAAGAAAAUUGGGAAGAAAUUAAAAAAGAUGUCAAGACAGAGCUAAAUACUCUUAUUAAUCUUUCACGCGCGGAACAAGAACAACGUUUAAUAGAUACAGAACAAGAAUUAGUUAUGAAACGCUAUACAAUCUUAGAUGAUUUGGCGAAGAUGUCGCAAAAUCUUCGUCAGUGGCAUAUGGAAAGAGAUCUACAGACGAAUUUAGCGGCUGAAGUCAAAAAGCUCAGGGAACAGCUCAAAGUUGCUGAAGAAAGAUUACAAGUGCAACGUAAUCGUAUUAAUAAUAUAGGUCCAAAAGUAGUAGAAGCUCGCGGAAAAAUCAAUGCAGGUCGCCAAAAAUGCUAUAAACUCGCAAUUAUUUGUACAAACUUGGGAAAUAGAAUUGUAGGAAGAGAUUAUAAGAUACCUGAAGCUGGAGCACAACUUUUAGAUAAUAGAUUGAAAGAAGUAGCUAAUCACACGCGGCAACUUUCCCGGAAAAAAGUACCAUCUAUUGACAUUUCCGACAUAUACGAAUUAUCAAAAUUGGAAGAAACAACUGUGUCUAGUGCAUGUACAGAAAUUUGUCAAAGUGACACUCUGGAAGAAUCCAAUACAACAAUUUUAAACGAAAAUGAAUCUCCAAUAAAAUCUAAUGAAAUUAGAAAAACUGUACACAAAGAAGUUACUACAGUAAAUGUAAGUGAUACAGAUAAGAAAAAAAAUAUAGUAUUAAAUAAUUGUGCUCCAAGCAUUAAUGAAGAAAGUACACCUACACAAAACAACCAUGAACAAGAAGUAUCUACUGAACAAACAAACUUAAGUGAUAAUCCUGUUCCUACUACUGGUGUGCUUAACUCGCAAGAUGCUCAAAAGCUGGAUAAUGAGGUAGUGGUACCAGAAAAUAAUGUAAUAAGGUCUACAACUUUAGAAGCGGGCAGUAAAAGGAGGAAUGCUACGAGACUUGAAGGGGAACUUUCAACGAAAAAAACACUUUUACCUUAUGAAUCAAUAUUAACACACUUUAAGGUACCAAGGAACACGAAUCCCAAUGGCGUCCUUUGUCCAUACGAACUGAUGGGAACAUGCAGUGAUGGAGAUUGUCAAUUUAUUCAUCAAACAGGGAGCCAAACCAAGUAGCAUUUAGCUACCAAAAUGGCAUUGUUAAAAUAUACGUAAGGUGGUUUUAAUCUUUAUUCAUAAGAUUCAGAGGACAUUAAAAAAUAAAAAUCAAGAUUUUUAUUGAAAGUGAUCACACUUUAUUAUAAUCUAUUAACUUCUAAAUUCCAACAAUUUUUAUUAUGAGUAAAUGUUAUCACUUUACAAUUACAGAUACUACUAUUUCUGAGAAUGCAAAAUCCCACAUAGAUGGAAGCUGUUAACAAGCAGAAGUAACACCCGAAGAUGGUAAGUUAUCUUCAUCACGGCAAGAGUUUGUGCACAAAUUAAAGUAGCAAUUUUAUUAUAUAAGAUCAUAAAUUUUAAAAAAAGCAAAAUUUUUAAUACUGUGCUAUUUCAAGCUUCUAUUCUAACGAAAAUUUAAAGAAAAUUUGCUGCAAGUGUUUAUUUUUUACAUAUGUAAAAAGUGUCAUAUAUGAACUGCAAGUAACUAGUGUGAUUAAUGUAAAAGAGAAAGAAGAUAUUGUUGACCGAUUGUUGAAGGCAGCCGAAUGACUGGCCAACGUCGGGCAUUGCAACAAAUAUUCAUUUCAUACUUCUAUAUAAGUUACCUCAUAAAAGUCUUGUACCUGUAUAAUAAAAGAUUAAUAUUUUUUUCUAA
Molecule: messenger RNA, 6999 nt
Organism: Bombus huntii
Lineage: Eukaryota; Metazoa; Arthropoda; Insecta; Hymenoptera; Apidae
Exons: 6
Coding region: 318-6359 (2013 amino acids)
Molecular function (GO): metal ion binding
Source: RefSeq, a predicted model, not a curated record